Colius striatus (speckled mousebird) is the source of this 9741-nucleotide messenger RNA. RefSeq names its product solute carrier family 26 member 2 (gene SLC26A2). The record is from RefSeq and is a predicted model, not a curated record. The coding region runs from base 473 to 2734 and encodes 753 amino acids. The transcript is spliced from 3 exons. Gene Ontology annotation, cellular component: membrane. NCBI's taxonomy places the organism in Eukaryota, Metazoa, Chordata, Aves, Coliiformes, Coliidae. Gene Ontology annotation, biological process: transmembrane transport. Gene Ontology annotation, molecular function: chloride transmembrane transporter activity; bicarbonate transmembrane transporter activity; secondary active sulfate transmembrane transporter activity.
CGGGGGUGGGCACGGAGGAAGUGGUGCUGAUAGGGAGGGUGGAACCCGGCGUUGUACAUUUCACUCUCCUGGAAGUGUGAGUGUUGUCUUCCGAAGUGAUACAUACAAGCUCUCAGCAAAACUCAGGAGUAUAAAAAGCGAGCGGAUUUCUUCUUGCUCCGUGUUCUUCUGGCAGUUUUUACAUUUCAUUUAAUUAACCCCCCGGUGUUUUUGAAGCAGCCCCAUGGGCGGUGCAAACCCUGUGCCUGGCUCUCGGUCCGGAGCCUGGCGGGGGCGGGCAGCGUGCCCUGGGCUGGCAGCCGCUGCCCGAGGAAAUGCCUGUAGGGCAGCACUUUCUCCGCCCGUCCUCGCUGCCCAGACACAGCCCUGCAGUGUUUUACCUCCACUAGCUAGUAAGUCCGAAAGGAGGAUUCUAACUUCGAAAUGGCUUGGUGAAAGUCCUGCUUAGCAAACUGUAACAAAUCCGGUUUGGAUGGAACCUGCUGGAAUGCUGUGCGAGGCUGCCGCCGCGUAUCUUCAACAGGGAUCCAGCUUUGGGCAGGGCAGUGUAAUCGUCGCCAUCAAUGUUACAGAGGGAGUCCUUGAGAUGGCAGCAAUGGCAGAAUUCAACAACAUCCCCCCAGUGACUGAAAUGCCAGAAGGAGACGAUGCUAAACGCAGUUUCCAUCACAGAAUAUUCUUGGAACCCCAAGAGAAGAAGAGGAGCAUGAAGGCCCUGGUGAUUAAGCAAGCAAAGAAAACUUGCAGCUGUACUCCAGCCAAAGUUAAAGAUUAUGUUUUCAAUUUCUUUCCCUUCUUGCAGUGGCUUCCUAAAUAUAAACUAAGAGAGUACCUACUGGGAGACAUAAUGUCUGGUGUGAUUGUGGGGGUCUUAUUAGUCCCACAGUCAAUUGCCUAUUCUCUCUUGGCUGGACAGGAGCCUAUUUAUGGCCUGUAUACAUCUUUUUUCGCUGGCAUAGUUUAUUUCCUCUUUGGAACCUCCCGCCACAUCUCAGUUGGCAUCUUUGGUGUGCUUUCCCUGAUGGUAGGAGAAGUGGUGGAUCGUGAAUUACAGCAAGCUGGCUAUGACUUAGAGCCAGCUGUGCUUGGGGUGCUUGCAGAUACAGCAGCCUAUGAAAACACCACAAUUGUGCCUGUGAAUCAGACGUUGCAGAAGCUGCUCUGUGAUAAAAGCUGCUAUGCAAUUGCAGUAGGAACCACCAUGACCUUCAUAGUUGGAGUUUAUCAGGUGGCCAUGGGUUUCUUUCACGUUGGCUUUGUCUCAGUGUACCUCUCUGAUUCGUUACUGAGUGGAUUUGUCACAGGUGCUUCCUUCACUGUCCUAACUUCACAAGCCAAGUAUAUCCUGGGCCUGAACAUUCCACGGAGCAAUGGCAUUGGCUCCCUCAUAACCACGUGGAUAAACAUCUUCAGGAACAUACACAAGACCAACAUCUGUGAUCUCAUCACCAGCCUUUUGUGCUUUCUUGUACUUAUACCAACCAAAGAGCUCAAUGAACGUUUUAAGUCCAGGCUCAAGGCUCCAGUACCAGUUGAACUAGCUGUGGUUGUAGCAGCUACUCUGGCAUCUCACUUUGGGAAGCUGAGAGACACUUACGGCUCGAGCAUUGCUGGACACAUCCCAACUGGGUUUCUGCCACCUCAGCCUCCAGAGUGGAGCCUGAUUCCUAAUGUGGCUUUGGAUGCUAUCCCCAUAGCUAUUAUUGGCUUUGCCAUCACCGUCUCCCUCUCAGAGAUGUUUGCCAAGAAGCAUGGUUACUCUGUGAAGGUCAACCAGGAAAUGUAUGCCAUUGGCUUCUGCAACAUCAUUCCCACUUUCUUCCAUUGCUUCACAACGAGUGCAGCUCUUGCUAAGACUCUUGUGAAGGAGUCCACAGGCUGUAGGACACAGAUAUCUGGCUUGAUAACUAGUUUGGUAAUCCUGCUAGUCCUCCUUGUGAUUGCACCUUUGUUUUAUUCCCUUCAGAAGUGUGUCCUUGCUGUCAUAACCAUUGUAAACCUCAGAGGAGCCCUGCGCAAGUUCAAGGACCUGCCAAAGAUGUGGCAUUUGAGCAGAGUGGACACGGUGAUCUGGUUAGUUACCAUGGCAGCCACAUCACUCAUCAGUACUGAGAUUGGUCUCUUGGUUGGUGUUUGCUUCUCUAUGCUCUGUGUCAUCUUCCGAACUCAGAGACCGGAGGCACCGCUGCUUGGCUGGGUGGCAGAAUCCGAGACCUAUGAAUCCCUGUCUGCUUACAAGAACUUGCAAACCAAGCCAGGAAUCGUGGUGUUCCGUUUUGAAGCACCUCUGUACUACAUCAACAAAGAGUGCUUUAAAUCCACCCUGUACAAGCAAACUGGGGUCAACCCAGUCUGGGUGAAGGCAGCAAAGAAAAAGGCAGCCAAAAGGAUGCUUAGAGAGAAAGAAGUGGAUUCUGGUGGCAACCAGACCAACAUCUCCGUGGAUUUUGUCUCUGAACCUCUUGGGUUUCACACAAUAGUGAUUGACUGUUGUGCAGUACAGUUCCUGGACACAGCAGGAAUACGCACGCUCAAAGAGGUCUGCAAGGACUACAGGGACAUAGAUGUCCAGGUACUACUGGCCCAGUGCAAUCCUUCAGUGAGGAGCUCCCUGAUCCGAGGAGAGUUCUUUAAAGAGGGGGAGGACCACCUUCUCUUCCACAGUGUGCACCAGGCUGUGGACUUUGCCUUGGAUGUACAGGGGCACGAUGGGACCGGCACUUCUAAGAACUAACUUUGGAAAGGCAGCAAGCUGGAGCAAAGCCUGGGAGAAAAUGGCUGUGGAGCAGUAUGUCUAUGCAAUAUAUAUAUAUAUGCACUCAGAUAAAAAGAGACAAGGUGGUUGUUAACACACUGAUUACUGUGCAGUCUGUGUUGAUGCUUUAAAUUUGCCUGCUGGAUAUAGUAAUUCAAUAGGUGGCACCGAAUGAAGGUGAUUCUUAACUUGAUUAUGGCCAAUCUGUGAAUCUUAAGAUGGUUGUUCAUCUCAUUUCUCUUCUUUCUAAAACUUUCCAUGUCUCAGUUCCUCUCUGGGUUUUCAUUGUCAGCACUGAAGUUUCUAUCAUAACCCUGUCCUUACGGCUGGGACGGGAUUUUGAAGUUACCUGGACAUCUUGUCCAGACAAAUCAAGAGAGGCAGCUGGUAUCUUGUCCCUCAUUUUUGGCAUUGCUUUUCCAUAUCACUCCACCCUUGUGUUUUCAAAGGAAUUGUUGAUGGUAUCUGUGAUUUUGUAGCCUCCUUGAAUUUGAUACAGAUACAACUUUUAUUCAGAGGUGACUGUUUAGAAGUCUGAUUCGUGCUUAUGGCCAGUCAUUUGUUUUCCUAACGUUUAGGAGCUCUUUAGAAUGUGGACAUUAGGUAGGGAAAGUCUCUAAUCCUUGAAUUUCAGCAGAAAACAAUGCCUUAUAGUCAGUUUUGUGUGACAGGCAGACAGAAUCACAGGCAUCAAAAUAAGAAGGGCUGAAUAGAUUAUCCACCAUCUGUCCAAAUUUGUCCAUGUCAACACUAACUACAUGUGUGGAUGGAGCUUUUAUUGACCUUAGGCCCUUUACGUGGGCUCUAUCGUGGAUGUUGUAUAACAGGGAUAGACAACCCAAAAAAUACAGGCAUUAGGAAAGGAGCCAGAGGAAAUCUUUGCUGAAAGUUCUUUCACUGUGUUAGUGAAAACAGAACUUUGCACUUUGAUUUUAAAUUAUGCAGAACAGAGAAGAGUGCUUAUUCUUCAUCCUGAAGUGCAAGCACUGGGUAGGGAGAGGUGCUCUUUUCUAACACCAAUAGAAUACAAUUAUGAAGGCAGAACUGAGAGAUGAACAGUUUUUACUGAGUACUAGCUAUACAUAGCACACAGUACAUCCUUGGAAGAUGGUGGAGUCUCCCAGGAGAGUUUGUCGUCUAAAUUACAGGCUCUUCACAGCUUUCAAAAGGGAAAAGGUGCUGUAUGCAGACAAUGUUCUCAUCUUUAAUCAUGCAAAAAUAAUGUCAGGAGUAAAACAAAGGAAAAAAUGCAGUAUGAAUUGUGAAAUGUUUUCUGAACAGACAUGUAUUUUGAGUUUAGGAAUGUUAUCUCUUUUUUUUUUUCUGAGUUAGGACCAGUAACUAUUCUUUUCUUCUUAUGAGAGCUGCAAUGUCACAUAUCACUUUAGUCUAAGAGGUGGGACCUCAAGAGAAGGAUUAGAAAACAGCAAGAUGAGUUCCAGGACCUGGCAGCUUUCAUAUGUUAACUGAACCUACCACAUGUUUUAGGACAUCAUAGCAGUGUACAGAUAUACUGUGGGAGAUGGGGGAUGGUUGUAGCAUAUAUUGAAAAGGAGCACGAAACUCAGAUUUCUCUGUGUUUUCUCUGUUCUAGAACUGGCAUUGUUAAGGAAACAGGGCUCCAAGAGAAAAUGCUAAAGCUUCUGCAGUAGUCAAACCCACAAGUAUUGUUCUUUCUCAGCCUUAAGGCAUGUUUAUAUGGGGAGAUGAAUCCCAAACAGCUACUGCCAAAUUUUCUCUCCUUUUUUUUUUUCCCCUGCAGUAACCUCCCAUGUGAAAUUUUUUGUUCUGGGCUAAGAAUCCUUUAUGCAGUUUGGAUAAUUAUAAUUACUGAAUUGUUAUUACCAGGGUGGAUUAGCCUAAGCCCUAUAAAAGCUGUGAGUGUGGUUACCACCUCACAGGGGGAAUGAGCACAGGAUGGAGAUUACCUUUUAAUUCCUCACUAUACCUGUUCUGGGUUGAGUUCCCAUUCAGAACCCCCCGGGUUGGUGUCAAGAGAUUGCUGUGACAGCUGGGUGCCAGCUUGGGAAGGCUUGUCACUGUGGGGGUGGUUUGUACUGAGCUUUUCACCAGAGGUCUGUUUGUGCGGGGCCACUGACACCUGGCUGGUGUCUGGGGAGCCGUGCAGACCUAUACAUGUGCAUUCAGCUGGUGGCAGUGCCAUGGCCUGGGGGAGUCUCUUUUCAGCACAGUUUGGUCCCUGAAAGCAUCUCUAGAACUCUGAACAAAAGCCUUGAUACCAUUUUAAAAUGCUGAUUGUAAUGAGUAUUUCUCAAGUGAGCCAAAGGUUGCUAGGUGCAAUGCCUGCUUGUCAAAGCCCUGAUGAAAAAUCACAGCACAGCAAAUAAUGAGCAGUGUAGUUGUUACUGCACAUGUUCCUGCCUACCUGCAGCUACUUAUUCUCACUCCUUUGCCCCUCAGAUGUGAGCAGCUGCGAGGCAGAGGAAGAAUUAGCAGAUGGCCAGGAGACUUCCUCUGAGUCAGGUCAGCUACAGGUAGGGUAGAAGUAGAAACUGCUCUGGAUGAUUCUUCCCUCUUGACACCCACAUCUCUGCUCUCCUGUACUCUUUCUGUGCUGCCUAGGUGGAGAUUUUUUUGACCUGUGACCCUAUACAAGUUUGUGUAGCCAAAUUAUAGCUGAGAAGAGGAAAAUAACAAUUAUUAAAAGGUGUUUUUUCAAAUCCAUUUCUACUCAUGCCAAGAAGGGAGGAACAGCAAUGUUACUUCCAAGAAAUACACACUUUCCUCUGCUAGCAGGAUGCAUAUUUAUAGCUCUUGGGUAUUUGUUUGCAUAAAAGCACAAUAAAAGAGCCAUAAAUUGAUUUUUUCCCCAAAGAAUUAAUCUAGAUUACAGAUAAAAGAUGGACUGAAGUGAUUUAUGCUUAGCUAGAGCACAUUGUAGUUGGCUUCGGUGCUGUUUGUGCAGCCACAACUGGCAGUAGUGCCUCCAAAUUCCACUUCAAUCAAAACACAAGAAAUGAUAUUAAAAUGCAACAGCAGAAGCAGCCAGCCAGCCUAAAGGACAACUUUUGAUGUUCUUAUUUAAGAUCAUGUUGAGAGGUCAUAAUAUUAAAAAGCCUGUGUUAAUGCACACAGCUAUGGGUAAAAGGGAACAGAAACAAAUGCCAUUUGCCAGAGAGUUGGGUAUAAUAGAGAGUCCUUUGGAAUUGACUAAAGAUUGGAUUCAUGGCUGGAAUUUCUUAAAACAGUGGGUUUUCAGCCCUUUUCCUUUUAGCCUAGAAUAAAUUUUGGCAGAGAGGUGAAUCUGAUUUAAGCCUACUGGCAAGAAGCACAUUUUGCUUGAGUAUGUUUAUGGACCCUUUGGAAGUAGUUCAAUUUCACCUUUAGCAAUCAGGGACCACUGAUUGAAAACUGUUGCUCUAAAGAAUUUGUUUUUUAAGGGAAUCUCAUAUAUAUACACACUUACAUAUGUGUGUACAUAUAUAUCUCCACACACAGCUUUUGCUGCUGUAUGAUGGAUGCAGCAGCUCUGUAUAUCCAAUGAUACUUGUUUCUGUCCUGGAGAGGGCUCUUCUGCCGCCUUCUGUUUUAAAUGAACAGUAGAAAACACGUACCAGGUUUCAUAUGGGGAAAUCUGCUGUACCCACUGCCUUCUAGGCCUUCCCAUACCCCUGCCUCACAGUUUAAUUUGUAAUCUAUAGGAAGAGAGAAUCUCAGAAUGAUUGGUUUGUGUUUAUGCAUCUGUCCAGAAUAGGAACAUUCAUCCCAGGUGCAACCUUCAAAACCCCAGGCCAGGCCGGAAGAUGGUAUAAAUCAGUUGAUCUCCAUUCCCAAGUGUACUAAUCAGCAAUUAUCAGUCUAAAUGAAGAAUUAGGAGAUCAUUAGCACAUUCAUUAAUGACAACAACACAGCAUUAUGGAAAUUAACACUCAGAGUCUCAGCCACACUAAAGACUUCUGGAAAUGUAAGUAGUCUCCUGCUAAAUGUCAGGCUCUUUUUAAUGUUUAUUGCUGCUAUAGAUAGUAGUGUCAGUUCCUCCCAGUGUGGCAUUUGCACCAGUAAAUGUUUUACUUGUGUGAAUGUUUUGACACUGAAGCAAUGUUCAGUCCACUUUAUAGACCAGGCAAAGGUACUGCAGUGGGGCACAUGGUGCUUGUUUUUGAUUUAUAAUGACAUUACCAGCCUUAGUCUUGUGUGAUUUAGUGAUCCAGAUUUCCUUGUGAGCUGUUGUAGGUUCAUCUGCUCCCCUCUAACUCACUCCAGAUCCACCUCCACCUUCUCGAUGCUUCUUUCUGGGUGUUGCUGUAAGACCUUGCAUGUGGUUGACUGUAAAUAGAAGAAUCAUUGCCUUUAUGUAUGUUGUUACUACCUGUCACCUGCUACUCAAUUUUCAUGCCAGACCUUUUGAUAAAGCUAAAGCUUCUGAAAAGAGAGUGUAGUUUAUCCCCCAAACCCCACUGGUCCUCUGUGUGCUGGGACUGUGGGCAGCUGGUGUGUUCUGCCAUGAGUGUGCUGGAGCCUGAGCCCAGUGUGGGGCUGUGCCAGGGUUUGUGUAACUGCAGGAGUAACAGUACUACCCAGGAAUGACAUUAACCCAGAGGUGUCUGUUGGGGCACUGUGACACUGUGUUACGUAGCCAUGUGCCUUUCUCCAUAGUGAGUAUAAUAAUAACACAGGACCUAGUUUCUGCCCAGUGCUGCUGCAUGAGUCACUGUCCUGAGUGGCAUAUGUAAGGGAUUCCAUGCUUAUUUAGUUUUAUCUAAUUUUAAUGGAAGCCUGCACGAGGCUCUCCCAGCCUGGGCAGCAGAGCUUCCAUGGCUGCAGUGCUCCUUCCCUUUGGGCUGCAGUCAUGAGGGGAAAGGUGCUCUCUCUUGGGGAAAAACACAGCCUUUGCUUCAUAUCCACUCCCUUCUGCUGGCUGGGGUCAAGAGACAUUAAAAUCCACUGCUGAUGAGCGUGAGGUGCAGAGGUGAGGUAUUGCAGGCAGGAAAGCAUCCUACCUGCCCCACCAGGGUUUUAAGCUGGUCAAUACUCAGCUGCUGAGGUCAGCCAUGAACUCUGCCUAUGCCAGAUCCUAGAGAUAAAUCUUACUGGUGGGGUCCAGUCUUUCUGUGGCCAAACCUCCCUCGAGAACACCGCUUCCCUGGAUAUCUCCUUGGGUCCAGUUCUCUGAACCUUUCACCCAAAGGCUGUGCUAACUCACUGUCCCCCACCAUGCUUAGCUACCUGCUGUCAUCCAGACUGCUGGUACAAAGGGCUUCUGAGAGGUUGAAGUGCAGGACUACCUGUGCUGGGCAUGCAGCAGGGAUCACCCAGGCUCAGCAGUGGCACAGCGAGGAGCAUGGCUGGGCUAUAGGAAGCUGCUGGUCCAGAAGAAGAUGUACAAAUUGGAACAAGAGGCAGCCCUUUGAGGGUGAAACUCUUCAGGCAAGCAGUUUGUUUCAGGGCAUUAUCUGAUGUGGGGCUUUUUUCCCCCACAUGCUUUUGGGAAGGUGAACAAAUGAUUGAGGUAAUGGACACGGUUUAAUUCUUUUUACCAAUAAGGCAAAGCUCAUGAAGCUGUGAUGCAGACAGCAGUCAUCUGCUGCUCAAUCCAUACCAGGUGCUUUUAUCUCUCUUAAGUUAUUUUGCUUUGCUGAGUCUCAGUAUAAGAUACCAUUGUGUGACUUCAAUAUUGAUGUACCUGUCUGCACUAGAAGGGCUUUGCACUUGUACUAUGCUGGCAUAGAUAAAAGCAGCAGUGUCUUUAGUGCAGACAUUGCAUGGUGAAUGACCUUGUUAACUCCCAAGAGUUACUUGUGCUUGAUUAUCAUGUUUGUAAGCUUUUGUAGGAUCAGCUGCUCAUGUGUAAAAACUACCUGAUCUUUACAGUUUCAGUCAAAUUCCACUUGAGGUGGAACUAGUUCUGAAUCCUGCUCUUUCUUUUGAGAAAGCGAGGCCUCUGGUUAGGGAAAAAGGCAAAUAUUGUAUCUAUUUCAUAGAAUAAUUAGUACCUUUCUCUUUUAUUUUCCAUAUUGCUAUUCACUAAUGUGCAAAUACAGAGGAACUGUUUCAGGAUUGGAUAGAGAAUCAAGUCUCCAUUGAGUAAAUUUACUGCCAAAAACAUUGUAAUUCCAGCUCUGAAAGCACUUAGCUCUUAGUCUGACUCCCAGAUGAUCUCAGGACUCCCCAGGAAGAAAGGAAGUGAAACAUUUUGCUGGACUUAGGUCCAGUUCUUUUGUGUCUUAUUUUUUUACAUAAGGAAGUAAAUUUUAUCUAUAUUUGAAAUGCAACUGAAACAUGAUUAAGGAAAGGUAAAGCCUCACUUUUUCUGAAGAGCACAUGAUGUUUUGAGUUCAUGGGACUCUCAAGUCCCUGACCAUCAUCUCUGGCAUCUUGAUAUGUUCUGGGGGAUGAUUUUUGACUUAUUUAAAAUGCAGAAUAAUUUGAGCUACAUGUGAGAGUGUCUUUUAGAAUAACCAAAAUGACAGAUUUUGCCUGGAGUAGGUUUUUAAAGUUGGGGAAUCAGUUCAACCCAAUGACCUCAGGAAUGGAACAGAGCAUUGGUCGGCUGACCUAACCAGUUUACAAAAUCCUUGAUUUGAUUACAAUGUGGAAAAGUUGUUUACUAUGUAUAAAAGCUUGUCUUACUCUUUACUGUGACUGAUCUGUGCAGUAAAACCAAAGUGUGUUAAGGUUUCCUGCAUUGGGGUGGUGGAUUGGGAGUGCUGGGUGGGGUGCUUGCUGGCACAGACCUUGCCUUGUGCCCAACCUGGGGGGAGAUGUGUUGCCAUUGGCCCCUCAUUGAGUGCUGUGCUCACUGACCAAACCUUUGUCAUGUAAGUUGUGUUUUGUCAAUCAUCUUCUCAUGUCCUACUGUCAGCUAUGGGAUAUAGCCUCUGGAUGUUGUUGACUGUCCUUUGCACUCCCUCUGUUAGAUCUGUAUCAAUUGUCAUUUGAAAAUGCUGAUGUGCCUUAUUGUAGAUUUGUUAGCACAUGAAUUUUCUGUCAUAUAUGGGCAAAUCUUUGGGAUCUAUCACCAUUAA